Messenger RNA from Miniopterus natalensis, 323 nucleotides. It is a transcript of the gene SMIM13, whose product is annotated as small integral membrane protein 13. The record is from RefSeq and is a predicted model, not a curated record. Lineage: Eukaryota; Metazoa; Chordata; Mammalia; Chiroptera; Miniopteridae.
AACGUCGGGCUGACCCUGCUGGUGUUCGUGGCCACGCUGCUGAUCGUCCUGCUGCUGAUGGUGUGCGGUUGGUAUUUUGUAUGGCACCUUUUUUUAUCGAAAUUCAAGUUUCUGCGUGAACUGGUGGGAGACACUGGAUCCCAGGAGGGAGAUCACGAGCCUUCAGGGUCUGAAACAGAGGAGGAUGCCUCCUCGUCUCCACACAGGAUCAGGUCUGCUCGCCAAAGGAGGGCGCCUGCUGACGAAGGCCACUGACCCCGCCGCCGUCCGGUGUUAGUGGGUGAAGAAAGGCAGUGGGAGCCUCUGUCUUGAAUGACUUGGCU